This is a messenger RNA of Camponotus floridanus (Florida carpenter ant), 1047 nucleotides long. RefSeq lists its product as uncharacterized. The coding region runs from base 1 to 1047 and encodes 348 amino acids. The record is from RefSeq and is a predicted model, not a curated record. Lineage: Eukaryota; Metazoa; Arthropoda; Insecta; Hymenoptera; Formicidae. The transcript has 3 exons.
AUGGCUUCAAAUGAAGAUUAUUCAUCAAGUACAUCAUCUGACGGUGCAGUUUUACAAAGACCUUCAAAAAUACUGCGACUGCAAUCAGACAGCGAGAAAAGUUCAUUGAGUAGUUCAUCGGAUAUGAUAAGAGCUUCCAUGGUACGUCGGCGCCGAAUUGAGUCUGACAGUGAAACUGAAGAUAGCGAUAACAAUGAAGAUGAUAUACCAGAAGAGUUUGAUGUGAAUUGGAGUAUUUACGUUAGCAAUAAUGAAGAAAAUGAUCCUAAAAAUAGAUUAUCUAAAGUUGCUCCUAUUAUCAAUCAUUUGAGUUUGAUUGACAGUAAUUUUAAGAAAUAUUAUAAACCAGAUGAGAUACUAUGCGUGGAUGAAUCCUUAGUGCCAUUUCGAGGCCGCAUAGUAUUUCGCCAAUAUAUAAAACAAAAACGUCACAGAUAUGGCAUUAAAGUUUUUAAAUUAUGUAGUGGGCCAGGAUAUACUUAUUCAUUUCGAAUCUACACGGGCAAAGACGAAAAUACAAAUGAAAUAUCUGGAAAUAAGUCGACUGAGAUUGUGAUGGCUCUUUGUCAAGAUAUUUUAGGCAAAGGCCACACUAUCUGCACAGAUAAUUGGUACACAAGCGUUGACCUGGCGGAAAGAUUAACUGAUAUGCGUACACAUUUAUUGGGUACUCUACGAAAAAAUCGGCGCGGCAAUCCAAAAGAAGUAGUGGCCCAAAAAUUAAAACGUGGAGAUGUUAUCGCGCGAGAAAAUAAAAAUGGAGUAACUAUCUUAAAAUGGAAAGAUAAAAGAGAUGUGUUGAUGCUAUCUACAAAACAUUCAGCAGAAAUGACAACUAUACAGAAAAGAAACUAUACAAAAGAAAAGCCAAAAAUGGUAGUUGAAUAUAAUUUAGGGAAAUCUUCAGUCGACUUAUCUGAUCAAAUGAUUGCUUAUAGCUCACCACUGCGUAGAACUAUAAAAUGGUACAAGAAACUGGCAAUAGAACUUUUACUAAAUACUUGUAUUGAUGAAAUUAGCAAUGUAUCUAAUGAAAUGCUCCGAUAA